Messenger RNA from Physeter macrocephalus (sperm whale), 3372 nucleotides. It is a transcript of the gene SERTAD2, whose product is annotated as SERTA domain containing 2. The record is from RefSeq and is a predicted model, not a curated record. Gene Ontology annotation, cellular component: nucleus. The transcript is spliced from 2 exons. Gene Ontology annotation, molecular function: transcription regulator activity. Bases 306 to 1241 code for a protein of 311 amino acids. NCBI's taxonomy places the organism in Eukaryota, Metazoa, Chordata, Mammalia, Artiodactyla, Physeteridae.
CCUGCACAGCGAGUGCUGGAGCACUAGCUGCCGCUAGCUCGGUCAGGGCGCCCCCUCCGCCCGCCUCCCGCUUCCUCCUCCGCUGCCUGCCGCCGCCGCCUCCUCCUCCUCCACCAUUGUAUAAUGCUCCGAGCGCGCAGGCAGAGGACGGCGGAGUCUUAGCUUCGGUCUCGCCUCCAGCCCGCUCCUCGGAGCCACCCUCGGGCCCCCGGAGCGGGGGAUUCCGCAUGGAGCGGGAGUAGCUUGAGGAGUGGGCAGAAACCCCUCCUGAUGUGUUAGUUCCCAGGUGGAGCUGCAUGUGAUAUAUGUUGGGGAAAGGAGGAAAACGGAAGUUUGACGAGCAUGAAGAUGGGCUGGAAGGCAAAAUCGUGUCCCCCUCCGACGGUCCGUCCAAGGUGUCUUACACCUUACAGCGCCAGACUAUCUUCAACAUUUCCCUUAUGAAACUCUACAACCACAGGCCCCUCACAGAGCCCAGCUUGCAAAAGACCGUGCUCAUCAACAACAUGUUGAGGCGGAUCCAGGAGGAGCUGAAGCAGGAGGGCAGCCUGAGGCCCGCGUUCCCCGCCUCUUCGCCGCCCGCCGACCCGCUGGGCUCCAGCUACCGGGAGGCGCCGUCAGCCUUCAGCCACCCCGCGCCCGCGCCCUGCGAGCUGGGCGGCGCUGCGCCCCUGGAGGCCUGCCUCACCCCCGCCUCACUGCUCGAGGACGACCAGGACACGUUUUGCACUUCCCCGGCCGCGCAGCCUGCGGCCCCCGCCAGACUCGCACCUCCUGCCCUCCCGCCGGAAAAGGACAGCUUCUCCUCCGCCCUGGACGAGAUCGAGGAGCUCUGUCCCACAUCUACCUCCACGGAGGCCGCGGAGGCCACCACCGACGACCCGAAAGGGGACUCCGGCGGGCCCGGCGCGCAGAGACCCGAGGGGAUCCAGGACGGCCGGCCCGACGACCCGAAACUGAUGGACUCCCUGCCCGGCAACUUUGAGAUCACCACGUCCACGGGCUUCCUGACAGACUUGACCCUGGACGACAUCCUGUUUGCCGACAUUGACACGUCCAUGUACGACUUUGACCCCUGCACGUCCGCAUCGGGGACAUCCUCAAAAAUGUCCCCCGUGUCGGCCGACGACCUCCUCAAGACGCUGGCCCCCUACAGCAGCCAGCCCGUCGCCCCGAGCCAGCCUUUCAAGAUGGACCUCACGGAGCUGGACCACAUCAUGGAGGUGCUGGUCGGGUCCUGAGCCCCGGGGCCUGUCGCCUGCACCCCGCACCCCGACAGCUCUCCGCACUGUGCAUGUACCCUUGCUUGCCUUUUUCUGAGAAAAAGAACAUUCUACAAAAGGAUCACACUAGUUUUUGCUUUGAGCAGAGUUGGAGUGCCUUCAUCCAAGUAUGACCACUUUUAAUAUGCUUUUUUGAGUGGUUCCUCAGAGACCUAGUACCCGGGAAUAGGAAAGAAUACAUUUGAAGACAAUGUCGCUAUGUGGAAUGACAAAAAUAAACAGUUCAAGUGAAGCACAAGGAAUAAGUUGGAAAAGCUGUAAAUUGCAUGUGCAUAUUUGUCUAUUUUUUCUAUAAGUUUUAUUGCAAGAGGUAAAAAAAGAAAAUAUAUAUAUAUAUUAUUUAGAUAAUCUCAGUACCUUUUCCGGCAUUUUUGCCCUGUAUAGGUUGACUUGGCAAUUCAGCCUUUUUAGAGGCAUUAACUACUCCUUGUAAGUGUUGCAUUUACAUGGCUGUUUAGAAACUGCUGCCCAAAUUUAUUUUAUAUUUUUGUACAGAUUCCGCAGUUUAUGAUAUUGUUUUUCUAAAAACAAAUGCUGUUUAUACAUAUGAGAUAGCUAUUUUGAUAGGAUUUGCUCACAUAGUUCCUGCAAACUUCAGAUGUACAAGUUGCACUUGUACUUUUAUAGAGUUGUAAUGUUUUAUAUGUGUUUGGUGCAAAGAGAAAAUUGGAUCAAAUCAAUCCGCAGUUGAUGUCCCCAGAUGCGCGCGCGCGCGCGCACACACUCACACGCACACGCACACACGCAGCGCUUUAAGAAGGGCCAGGAGAUAUCACACCCAAAUUUCACAAGCACCGACCCCCUGGCAUGAACACCCGCCAGCACUGUGACUUCCAAAGCCAGAGCCACGUCUGCUCAUCAAACUUGCAUUAAGCAGUUGGCGGGAGGUGGCCAUGGAGCUCGGGGUUUAAGUGAUGGUUCUCUUUAGCUCUCUCUCUCUGGAGGGGAAGGCUACCAAGUACUCAUUGUAUUUAUGCCAAGUCUGCGCUUUUAAUUGUUUUUAUUUUUUUAAACAAAACCCCAGAUCUUUCCCUUUUUGGCAUAAUUUUUAUGAAGACCUGAAAUUUUACACACGAACAAAAUUUUAUGAAAAGCAACUGACCUCUUCAUGGAACUAAACCCUGUUGCGAUGCUUAGGGCUCGUCAAGAAGGAACUCUCCCCCAGAAGGCAUCCAUCAUGUCGCUCUGUUGUCUUUUCCUGCUUCCCUUCCUUAGAGCUUUCUUUCCCUCUGUUGCUAAGUGCUGAAAAUGGCAUCUUCACGAUCACCACAGUGAGCCCAGCUCUCCUCGGCCCAGCCUAGGAUGCACUCUUGUAACACGCAUGGCUCCUGAACCUGGAGUUGGUCCCAUUACGUCACGGCCUCCGAUCUGGUUGCUUUCUUAAAUCAACUGCUUUAACUACACUUUACAAGGCUGUUUUACCCAAAUACACAGAUAGGACUUUCUAUGCAUGUUCCCCUCCUCCCCCAUUGCCAUCCUCUCUCUGCCAGGAGAACUUGAGAACUAGCUUUUUAUUCCUAGCGGUGUACAUUUAAUUUUAAAACGUUUGCAAUGUAUCAUGCUUGUUGCCGAAAUUGUUAAUGGCCUUUCCGUUUCAGUUUUUUCUUUCUUCCAAUGGUACUUUAGCUGGUUACAACCUAUAUUGUUGAAAUGCAGGUGGCUUCUUUAGGAAUAACUUUUAUAUUUAUUUAAGAAUUUUUAAAUUAUGGGAUUUGUGUUGUUGUUGUUGUCUUUGUUGUUGGUCAUUUGUCAAUAUUCAGUCACCAAUUCUGCUCACUUCUUGCCAUGGAUAAAAUUGAGUCUUUCUGGCCAAUUAAAAAAGACAGCUUUAUAAAAUGGCACUUUAAACAAGCCAUAGAUAGUUUUAUUUUUAUAAUACACAUGGCAAAGCAAAUACAUUUUGAUGAAGGAACUGCUCAUCUAAGCAAAAGAUUCGUGUAUGAUAUGAUUAAAUCUUUCUAUGUUCUGAUUUACUCCCCCCCCCCCCGCCCCGCCCCUCCCCCCCAACUUGAAUGCGUUUUUAAAGGCUAAUUAUCAACUCAGACGAGCAGUGAGAAACCGAUCAAACUGCACUGUUCUCCAGCAAGCA